Cucurbitaria berberidis CBS 394.84 is the source of this 1777-nucleotide messenger RNA. RefSeq lists its product as uncharacterized. The record is from RefSeq and is a predicted model, not a curated record. The transcript is spliced from 2 exons. The coding region runs from base 39 to 1613 and encodes 524 amino acids. Lineage: Eukaryota; Fungi; Ascomycota; Dothideomycetes; Pleosporales; Cucurbitariaceae.
CAGGGCAACUCAGAAGCCUUUAUAAGUCAUCUAUUGAGAUGAGCCAUAAGCUUCGCAACGCAUAUGAUACGUCGAAUGACCUGCGCAGUGAAGCAAUGCACCCAUCCACGGACCUUCUCAGAGAUGUUACGGAAAACAUUCUUUUGACAUAUGGAAGAGUCAUAUGGAGUGAACAGGAGCCGCGAUUAACCCGAAUCAAUGAAAAUUACCCGCGAUUUUUCAUCUUCACUGACCCCAAGGACUUCGAGAGGAUCAGAGCGUAUCUAUACUAUUGGAUUCUCUACCGUGCUAUCCGCUCGUCUGGAACAUCGAAGAAAACCCCGAGUAGCAGCAAAAGCCCAGGAAAGACGCAUAAACCAGGUGGGACAAGGGGAUCUGGCAGGGCAGCCCGUCCAUCCACCUAUUCUUAUCCUGACCUUGAAUACGAUGAAGUCAACUCCUCAAGUGAAUACGAAGACUCGGAUAGCGAUCAAGUUAGCCAAGAUCAGGAGAUCAUAUCUGAUUCUGCGAGUAUUCAAGACCAGACUGAGAGCUUUCCAAGGUCGUUUCAAGCACCAGUCGCUCAGAUGGUACCCCUGUCAUCCAGAACUCGGAGCGUGAAACGGAGGGCCGUAUCGAGUCCGGAUGAGCCAGCAUUACAACUGAGUGUUGCACACAAACGCCUAAGAAGCUCUCUAGGCAAGGAGCAUAGAAGUCAAGGCUUACACCCCAAUGUUGAGCCAGAACAGUCGGCUGAUAGGCUCUCAUAUGCGGUGCCUCAGAUUCCUCAUGUCGAAGGGGUUCCACGCAACUUCCCCAAUCUCUCCAGGUCACUCACGAGUCAUAACAGGGAAGGAUUGGAGUUCAGUACGCAUGGCCUGUCGUUGAAUCCAGAAGCCUUAGCUGGCCUCGGAGGGGGUCGGAAUCCGGCGUCCGACAGGAGCGAUGAUAGAGAAGAUUCUGUCCAAGGCUCCCUAGCUGCUCCCCGGCUUUCGACCAGGACGAAUCUACAAAGUAAGCACCCAUCAUUGACCGUCAAACUCAAGCUGAUCAGCAAAGGCGCCGAGGACGACAUUCCGACGGGUACUCGACAGUCGACAGAACCUACACCCCUAACCCGCCAAGCCGAGAAAUCAGGGAAUCAUUGCAAGCUGGCUUUCAUGCUGCUAGAUAUCCUGAAAACAGGUGAUCCCGAAAACCAAGAUCUCGCCAUUCUCAAAGACACGAUCACGCUCAUCAAUACGAUACGAUACGAUGAUGCCAUACUACUCAAUCGCGUGGAAAAAAACGCGCCCGACAGACGCCAGACUAUCCUAAAUCAAUGGCUCGAAUGUGUUCGCGCAUUUACCACAUUUCGCCAAAUGACCGGCUUCAAGGGCGACAAGAAUAGUCGAGAAGCUUUCAUCAAAGGUCUAGCACGGGAGUUGAAGAAGGCUGCGGGACUUCCACUUGUUCGCAUGAGUUCAGUCAUAUCAGAGUGGCGUCAGGAACCUGAUUUCACAGUAGCCGGAUUUUCCAAAGACCUGGCACAUGUGCUCUUCGGAAUGGCUACCUGGAUGGGCACGAUGGAAUUAGGAGAGCUAGCGGAGGAUCUGACCACGUUCAACGAGAGAUUGUUCGCGUGGUUUGAAUAAGAGAUUGUUUUGUUGGCGGGUUGAGCUGAGCUGUAGACGAACUCGUUCAUGAUUGCAUUCUACAUGUUUUUAGAUUACGAGUUCAAUCCGGGAGAUUGCGAAGUUGAGGACUGCAAGUGUCACUAGUUGAGUUAAUGAUAGAAAAGAAAUAGCAAAAGUGCGAG